Messenger RNA from Exserohilum turcica Et28A, 2505 nucleotides. RefSeq lists its product as uncharacterized. Gene Ontology annotation, biological process: regulation of DNA-templated transcription. NCBI's taxonomy places the organism in Eukaryota, Fungi, Ascomycota, Dothideomycetes, Pleosporales, Pleosporaceae. The transcript has 2 exons. Gene Ontology annotation, molecular function: zinc ion binding; DNA-binding transcription factor activity, RNA polymerase II-specific. Bases 1 to 2505 code for a protein of 834 amino acids. The record is from RefSeq and is a predicted model, not a curated record.
AUGGAGAACCAACACAUCGACUUUGACGGGGCCAUCUACGCCGUAGACGGUGCCUUCGACCCUUCCUUCGACCCAAACCGCCAGACAUACGCCUUUUCGCCCUCCUGGCCGCUGCCUCUCUCACCCGGCAGUAUGCACCACCAACACCACCACGACGGCGCGCAGCCGUCGUCCCAGCACCACCAGACCCAGACGCAGAAUCAGCAGCAGCAGCAGCAACACCAGAACCAGCGCCGCAUCACCAGUGCGAGCGCCUCGACUGCACAGCACUCGACGACGACAACCAUGGCUCCCCUCCACCAAUCCAUGGGCCUUGGCUUCCCCGCCGCCAUGCAACCCAUGAAUCCGAUGCUCGCAACCUGGAUGAACAUCAACACCGACACCAGCUUUGGCCAGGACAACUUUGCGCAGGGCUCCUUGGGCUUGGGCACCGACUUCAGUGCCACGUACGGAGGGCCCCUGCAGACGUCGCCCGUCGAGUUUGGCAUCAACUCGCAGGUUAUGCUCAACUCCAUGUCCAUGGCCCCCAUGAGCUUCAUGACGACGACCAGCAUGGAGCUGCCCACGCUGACCACGGCGCCCUUCCAGAUGGCGGAUUUCCAGCACGAGUUCACCAACAUGUCCACGACGCCCGACUACACGGGCAACUCCAACGUCGCCACGGCAAACAGCGUGUCGACGGGCUCGCCGGGCGAGAACUGGAUGGAGAUCCGCUCGCUCUCGAGCAGCGACAACGGCUGGGUCGACGUCGGCUUCAACCACCGCAACUCGUACGACUACUCGGACAGCUCGGCCAUCAUCUUCAACCCGGCCCAGUCGCUCCACAUCCGCACUGGCUCCGACUCGUCCAACUCGAAUCAGUCGGACGUGCCCCGCUCAGCGCACUCGUUUAGCAGCUUCGAGGACAUCCAGUUCCCCAUGCACUCGCCCCAGUCCGAGACGGACAACACGCUCGAGCUCGUUCACUCGCAUACCCACUCGGACAACUGCAGCCACAGCCACGGCUACCAGCUCAGCGACCACGACUUCCCCAGCUACAUCUCCCCCACUCAGUCGGUCAGCCCCCCCAUGGCCCGUGUCGAGCCCAUUACGAUUAAGCAAUCAUCGUCCAACACGGCCUCGCCGACGUCGUCAGCCGUCAGCUCGCCCCCGGCCCGCCGCCGGAAAUCACCCAUCACGGCGACGGGAUCCAAGCCCACCAAGACGAUUGUCAAGAAGACGCCUGCGCACACCAACAAGAAAGACGCCACAGGCGAGAAGCGUGUGGGUAGGAGACGCGGGCCCUUGAGGCCCGAUCAACGUCAGCAGGCUCACGAGAUCCGCAAGCUCCGUGCGUGCCUGCGAUGCAAGUUCCUCAAGAAGACGUGUGACAAGGGCGAUCCGUGCGCUGGCUGCCAGCCAUCUCACGCGCGUCUCUGGCAGGUCCCGUGCACGCGCAUUGACAUCAAGGACAUUGCCUACUUCAUGAAGGACUGGAAGGCCGAUUACGAGCGUCACGUCAGCCUUGGCUUCUCCAUCGGCAACAUCAAGGGCUUCUCGACAUCAGAGCGCCUGAUCUACGUCACCCACGGCUAUGGCCACUACCUGCCCAUCAUGGCUCGCGAGGUCUAUGUCCGCGACGAAAAGUGCUUCGGCGUCGACUGGCAUGAGACGCUCAAUGGCCUCCAUUUUGAGAUCAACACGGCCAAGCUGUCUGCCGGCAUGGAGGGCAUCUCGCGUGCCAUGCUCUCCGACUACCUCGACCGCCACAUUGACGGCGGCUUCGAGCAGUUUGUUGACGAGUACUUUGAGGGCACCUACUUUGUGACGGAGCUCCUCAAGACGGCGUACCGCUUCUACUGCCGCGAGAAGCUUCCUGUGAUCCGCAAGGCACUCAAGCUUGUCCUCGCGUACAACCUGACGCUCCACGUCACCAUGGUGGAGGGUCUGGGUGAGGAGGACAACACGCCCGGCAAGGUCGAGGACCAGCAGUCCAAGUUCUCUGGCAAGACGAUUGCCCCCGUCAUGAUCAACUUCCAGGUCAAGUGUGCUCUUGCCGACAUGUGGCGUGAGCUGCAAAAGGACGUGCUCGAGGAGCUCUCGUCGCUGUACCAGUCGGUCUACAGCGGUGACAAGCUAAAGAACUGGCCCACCAUCUUCAUGCUCGCGGCCAUCCUCUUGGCUGUCUGGGAGCUGAUCCAGUUCGACUGCAACUACCGUGUUCCCGACCUCGCCGCCGUCAACAAGUUCUGCGGCGAGAUGGAAGGCACACCGGUGGGUGUCAUUGUUGGCCUCUUCUCGGCCAUCUCGCAGAAGCUCCCUGCUUUCACCGAGUGGGACUCGAGGAAGCACCACCACCUGCUCAACUCAAAUCCUGCCGUGUGCGAUGCCAUGACUGAAGUCCGCGCACACGUCACCAAAUAUGAACCAUACCUCCGAUCGAGAAGUGACUGCAAGUUCGACCGCCAGGACUUUGACUCACUAUCCAACAAGUUCCUCUCGAAGCUCGUCAUCAGAGCCAACUAA